Molecule: messenger RNA, 822 nt
Organism: Aspergillus wentii DTO 134E9
Lineage: Eukaryota; Fungi; Ascomycota; Eurotiomycetes; Eurotiales; Aspergillaceae
Exons: 1
Coding region: 215-637 (140 amino acids)
Source: RefSeq, a predicted model, not a curated record
AAAAUUUCGAGUUAGUUCAACGCCCACGGCAUUCCAGCGAGAGGAAUUCCCAAGGAUCAACUUACGGUCAAGGACAAUCUGCAGCUGCUGCAGGAAUCUUUGCUGAUCCAUGAUGGAAUAAUGUGUAGACCAAAGUCUUCUUCAAAAAACAAAUAUGUAGUGCGGGGUUGUCCCAGGCUCCUUGCUAUCACAAGGCUCCUGUAUCUGGGACUGGAUGAGCCGUUUGUAUCAAGACAAACAGCUCAAGGGUAUCACAAAAAAGAAAAAUGAAACAAGAAACAAAAAGGAAAAAGAGUGUGGGAGAGAAGAAAAGAAAAAGAGGUGGAGGGACAGGCGGAGAAAAAAUUUGGAUUUAAGGGGUGGGCUGUUUUCCUACUUUUUUUUUUUUUUCUUAGCGCCAUUUGCUCCACGCAGUCACGUGGGUUCCGCGUCCGUCUUGUGUGCCCGACUGAGGUCAUUGCAGUGUAUCCACAGCUCAUUUCACGGCCCAGGGUUCAAUCGUUUGUUUACUUUUUUUUUUUUUAGUGCGCUCUCCCAGGUCAAGAAGAAGUUGAAUUCGAGUGUCGAAGAGAAAGUUCACAUUACUUAUAUGUUUUCUCUCAUCGCAAACGUCAUAUACAAAUCGCUGAUACAAUGAUGGCUGCUCAAAAAGAUUGUUGUCUCGUAGCAAGAGCAAAUAUAGGAAAAAAGAAAGUUCCCCCAAACUCCAAUCCAGGUCCUGUAACUCCAGCAUGGUAGCCAUGAUCCAACACAUGGGCAAGGGAUGCGGGUCAACAUGACCCGUCCCUCAGUAAAAUCCGAACGUAUGUAUAGUAGCUUCGU